CUAGGUCAUAGCGUGUGAUCAUUUACUACAUUUAGAUCGAAUCCUACGAUAUCACACUGACUUGUACUCUAUCACUGGAUUGACUCAGUGAGUUCCGCCGCCCACUGUGCCCCGCCCACUUUGCCCCGCCCAUGGUGCCAUCCCACACCACCGGUCACGUGUCGGUCGCAUGUUCCUUGACCGGUAUUUAAAUAUACAAACAUGGCGACAGAAGCCAUUCGCACGAAUAUAGUUCACUCGUGUUUAAUUUCGCUUUAAAUCAAAAAUAACCAUCUGACUUCCGUAAUACAUUUUGUGUAGAUAAAUCGACAUAUGGGCAAUCAAAUAAUGAAAUCUUGUAAAAAAAUAUGAAUUAUUUUGGGCGUUUAGUGAAUGGAAUAAAGGGCUACUACAGCGAAAUUAAUUCGGCAACUCUUACGGGUGCUAUCGAUAUUAUUGUUGUUCGGCAAGCAGAUGGCUCGUUUGUCGGAUCGCCGUUUCAUGUACGUUUUGGUAAAAUCGGUGUUCUUCGAAGUAGAGAAAAAGUCGUUGAUAUUAGCAUCAAUGAUGAACCAGUCGAUCUCCACAUGAAGCUAGGAGAAGGUGGCGAGGCAUUUUUUGUUGAGCCUUGUGCUUCGGAAGAUGUCCCGCUUCAUCUUUGUACAUCUCCGAUACCUGACGUUGAGAGCUUGAUGAGCAAAGGCAUUGCGAAGCUCAAGAGACAGAUAAAGGAAACAGAACAGCAGUCAUUCGACAGUGACAAUCAAGAUAACAGUUUUCCGAACAAGAUUGACAGUUCAAAAAGCCUAAAGUUAGACAGCGAUAAUGACAACGAAAGCUUUUGUGAAUCUGAUGCAAAGCAGAAUGACGCUACCUUGGAAAGCGAAGAACAAGGGAGUUUAAUUGUAAAAAGAUCUGCAAAUAUUUCUGUUCCUGGAAAGAGAAGUAACUAUAAAACUCACCAAGUUUUGAACGAAUUUUAUCCCUUCUCAGACCUCGACAGUCCUCUAAACACGCCAGAACAACAAAGCCCGAUAAACACCCAACCGCCGAGUCCACAACGAUACUCGAGUGAUACCGAAGUAAAUUAUCAAAGCGGAAAGGAAAAUAUGAAAAAUACGGCCACAGAACAAGCUACUUGGAACUGGGGAAGAUUACCACAGGGAUUGGAGAGCAGCACUACCGAAAGAAAACCAAUAUCAGAAUUGAAGAAGGAGACGAAGAAAUCCAAGACAAAAUCCUUCGUGAAAACGAAAACUACCAAGGAUAUUGGUGAAGGAAUGUACUUGGACGAGUUGCUUUCUCUUGAUGAGGAAGUUGCUAAUCUUUACCUUCAACAGACGGCAAGAUCUGACAAAGAAACGUCGACAGCAAACAAGCAGGCGACAAACCACAGAAACACGAUGCAAACAUCGAAAAGUGAAUCCCAAAUACAUAAAAUUGACAAGUCGAAUUCCAAGAGAAAAGACGAGAAUGCUAAAACAACGGUUGAGUGUAUCAAAAGUGACUCGGAACUUAGCAAUAGCUACGAAAGAAGCUCAGAAUUUGAAUGUGGAAAAAACGGUGUUAAAAAUGACGUCAUAGACGGAAUAAAAAGCGACUCGGAGGUGAGCAGAAGCGACGCGGAAUCGGGACUGGGAUCAUCAGUAUCCGUCUCGCCCGAUGAAUCGAAGCUUGAUGAGCAGCAUGAUCAAUAUUCUGACAUUUCGUUAUCAUUGUGUGGCGAUAUUAGACGUGGAAAAGUUUCUUUGGAACGUUUCAUGGAAUCGUCUGUGAGUUUUGAAGAUUUUGCAAAAGAGCCUACUCAAAUUUUAUCAAAUCCUAAGCUGGUCGUUCGCAUCGACGAUAGAUAUUACAACUCCAGCGUGGCUGUUCCAAUGCUUAUAUCUUUCAUGGUGUAUCAAAGACCUCUGCCUAAGAUUACUGUGGAUGCCUUGGUCAAAGAACAUAUGCCGAAGAAGUCAAAGCGACGUGGAUAUGCGUCAUGGUUUUCUUCCUGGAGAUCUCCUCCAGAACAUAACGAGAGCACGGAUGAAGAUGUCCAAGAUGGUGAUCGCAGCAAAUGGCAGACUGAAAGCUUGGAUGAAACCGACAGUUUGCCACGAGAUGAAACUCCCGAACCGUUGCAAGAGAUCCCGGAGAAUGGUGCCGAGAUGGAAUUGAGUGUGUCGUCAACUGAUACCAUGACAACCGAGACUUACAAGAAAGUCUUGGAGCUUUCCUCUGACCAACUGGCGAGCCUGAAUCUCAAAGACGGAGCCAACGAAGUAACAUUUUCGGUCACGACAAAAUAUCAGGGAACAGCAAGUUGCUCCGCUUCGAUAUUUCUGUACAAUUAUAACGACAAAAUAAUCAUUUCUGAUAUUGACGGAACGAUUACAAAGUCUGAUGUUUUAGGACAAAUUUUACCUGCUAGUUUCUGGGCUCAGUCCGGAGUGGCGAAAUUAUUUAGCUCAAUACAAAAAAAUAGUUAUAAGUUUAUGUAUUUAUCUGCACGGCCUAUUGGCCAGGCUGAGUUGACGAGACAACAUUUAAGAAGUGUUGUUCAGGAAAAUCUUGGAUUACCUAAUGGUCCAUUGUUCCUAUCACCCAGCUCGCUUAUAAAGGCUUUUCACAGAGAGGUGAUCGAGAAGAAGCCUGAAGAUUUCAAAAUACCAUGUUUAAGAAACAUUCGGAAAUUGUUCCCAGAGAAAAACGAACCAUUUUUCGCUGGAUUUGGAAAUAGAACAAACGACGUUUUGUCGUACCGUGCUGUCGGUAUUCCUGUUCAAAGAGUUUUUACGAUAAAUCAUAAAGGCGAAGUAAAGAAUGAAUUCACAAAUGCAUUCCAGUCUUCUUACACUGAGAUGCAAGAUUUAGUCGACCAAAUGUUCCCGCCAUAUCUCGAGGAAACAACGAGUCUGGUCGCCUCAGACGAGUUUAGCGCGUUUACUUUCUGGCGGACACCGCUGACCAUAGUGAAUGAAGACAAAGCUUUGGAGCGAACGGAUUCGGCGCUGGUAGCCAAGGCUUCGACAUAACAAGGUUUGAGACACCCAUACAUUCACCUCGGAUCAGGUGUGCGUGGGUCACCCCACUGAUCCAAAACGUACACUGGAGAGCGCUGCAUAUUGCGAUGGAUGAUAGUCCAGUUGUGGGGAAGGGAUUCGGUCAAACACCUGUUCCGAGGCUAACCGUACGUACUUAUAGAAUAUUACACAGAGAUUUGCUCGGAUAUUUUUGAAAUUUACAUCGAUGACAUAGUUGCUAGAAUGAUUGAGGGCGGUGGACUUGGGUGGACCUUAAUUUGUAUCAUAAUAUUUUUAAAUUUCGACGGGAAAAUAAGUUUUGCUUAUUCCGAACUUUCGAGGAAAGAAUUAAUUUAUAUAGAGCUUAUUAUAACGGAUAAAUUUUUAUGGUUAUUAAAAAUAGUGCAUAUUUAAAGAACUGAGAUGAGAAAAUUUGGGUGAAUUUGAAAUAAAUAAAUACAAACGAAAAACGGAAACGCGAAUUUCCCCAGCAUGACAAAGACAAUAGUCAGAUAAACAAAUAAACAGACACGGAAGAGCAAUUGAUUUUGCCAAGCGCUUUUAAAACAAUGGUAAGGUAAACAAAUUAAGGCUAGGAAAUGAACAAACAAAUUGCUGGUUUAUUUAAAUCAUGUAAAUAACAAAACAAUGGCAAAUAGUCGGAACGUGGCUGGUUUUUGCCAACUUAUCCUGACAGCGCAUUUUGCCGGAGGAAAUCGGUUAAACCACUAACCACAACAGCGCAAUCAACACCCUAACGUGCGCGUCUCGCCGCUUCGAUAAGCGCAGAUCGAUUGGUCCAGAUUGACCUUGCGGAAAUACCCAGCUAUGAACUUGAUGAA
Messenger RNA from Dendronephthya gigantea, 3829 nucleotides. RefSeq names its product phosphatidate phosphatase LPIN2-like. Gene Ontology annotation, cellular component: nucleus. Gene Ontology annotation, biological process: triglyceride biosynthetic process; cellular response to insulin stimulus; positive regulation of transcription by RNA polymerase II. The coding region runs from base 348 to 2999 and encodes 883 amino acids. Gene Ontology annotation, molecular function: transcription coactivator activity; phosphatidate phosphatase activity. Lineage: Eukaryota; Metazoa; Cnidaria; Anthozoa; Malacalcyonacea; Nephtheidae. The transcript has 23 exons. The record is from RefSeq and is a predicted model, not a curated record.